Molecule: messenger RNA, 1152 nt
Organism: Hirsutella rhossiliensis
Lineage: Eukaryota; Fungi; Ascomycota; Sordariomycetes; Hypocreales; Ophiocordycipitaceae
Product: peptidase family m28 domain-containing protein
Exons: 2
Coding region: 1-1152 (383 amino acids)
Molecular function (GO): glutaminyl-peptide cyclotransferase activity; zinc ion binding
Source: RefSeq, a predicted model, not a curated record
AUGCUUCUUCGCAGCUCCCUCGUUUCACUGAUCGGACUCUUUUCAACAAGGGCCCUCACGUUGCUCGACGAUGGCGACUUGCGGCACAUCCCACCUCCCGGCGACGACUUCAACAUCCUCACGGGCAAGCUCCUCGCCCCUAUCUUGAUCCCCCGCGUGCCGGGCACCGAGGGCUCCGUCACCACCCAGCGACACUUUGUCGACUUCUUUAGCAACAAUCUCCCCGAGUGGCAGCUCGUCUGGCAAAACUCGACGUCCAAGACUCCGGCCACGGGCGACACCGACGUGCCCUUCUCCAACCUCAUCUUCCGCCGUGAUCCGCCUGGCGCGCGGGUCGGUAAAUUGUCCAGAUUUACCCUCGUCGCCCACUUUGACAGCAAGCUGCAACCCACGGGCUUCAUCGGUGCCACCGACAGCGCAGCCCCCUGCGCCAUACUGCUUCACGUGGCUAGGAGCAUCGAGGACGCGCUCAAGGCCAAGUGGGCCGCCGGAGUUGCCGAUGAGUUGGAUAUUCCCGAGGGCGUCCAGAUCAUCUUGCUGGAUGGCGAGGAGGCUUUCGUCAGGUGGACAGACACCGACUCCCUCUACGGAGCAAGAUCGUUGGCCGCCGAAUGGGAGCCGCGUACCAACCCUGCCAUAUCCAUCUACCAAUCGCCGCUCGAUUCCAUCAGCCUUUUCGUACUCCUCGACCUCCUCGGCUCCAGCGGCCCUAGCGUCCCGUCGUACUUCUUGACGACACACUGGGCCUAUCGAAGCAUGUCGAUAAUAGAAGGUCGCAUGCGCGAACUCGGCCUUCUUGAAAGCAACCCGCCUACGCACUUCUUACCGGAGGUUAACAAGACGACGCAAGCCUUCUCGAACUGGAGAGCAGUUUCCGAUGAUCACCUCCCCUUUAUGCAUCGUGGCGUUAACAUUCUGCACAUCAUCCCGUCCCCGUUUCCCAAAGUCUGGCACAAAAUGGAGGAUGACGGCGAGCAUUUGGAUUUGGCGACGGUUCGAGACUGGGCUAAGAUUGUGACUGCCUUUACAGCACAGUGGAUGAAACUCGAGGGGUACAUGAACACGAACAAGACGACGGGCCGGGCAGAGGAUGAGGCGGAAAGGGGGGGAGAGAGGGGAAAGAAGCGAACUGGCAGGCGCGGCGUUUCUUGA